Cololabis saira (Pacific saury) is the source of this 1327-nucleotide messenger RNA. RefSeq names its product C-type lectin domain family 4 member M-like. The transcript is spliced from 6 exons. The record is from RefSeq and is a predicted model, not a curated record. NCBI's taxonomy places the organism in Eukaryota, Metazoa, Chordata, Actinopteri, Beloniformes, Belonidae. Bases 39 to 971 code for a protein of 310 amino acids.
AGAAAAGCUGAUCAAUAAGCGCCACUUGCAGAGGUAAAAUGGCGAAGUCACAGUUGGAAACUGACGAAGAUAUGUCGUUUGACAAAAAUAUUUAUCAAGAGAAUUUUCUUUCUCACCGCCAAACAUCUGAACGAGGUUUAUUUGCAGGGAGGAGCGGAUCUGCGUUUCCACACCAGCGACUGGUGACCCUGGGCCUGAGCCUGCUCUGCGCUGCUCUGCUGGUCGUUGCUGCUGUCCUGGGGAUUUACUGUGCCAAAGCCAAAGACUUCCAGCUCCCCCCAUCAGCUGACGCUGCGCUCAUUGCUGAGCUGAACCAUUUCCGAAACCACUCAGGUAUCAUCAGAGCUAAACUGAACGCCGAGUCAGCAUUGAUGAGGGAGCGCACCAACCAUCUGCAGAUGAAGCUGCAAAUAAAGCAGAAAAAGACUGUCGUUGACAUCCUGCAGGGCAAGAUCGAGAAGCUUCAAAUAGAGAAGUCAUCGCUCCACACCAAUAAAACCGUCCUUGAGAAAAACUGUGGCAGAUGUCCAUCACGAUGGAUUCUUCUUAAAUCGUCCUGUUAUUACUUUUCGAAUCAAAAUUCCGAACCAAAAAAGAACUGGUCGGACAGCAGAGCAGACUGUAUCCAUCGAGGGGGCGACUUACUCGUGAUCAACAGUUUGGAGAAGCAGCAACUCAUCAGUGACAAUUUCCGAAGGGCGAGCAGUGGGUCUGAGUGGUGGCUGAAUGGCUUCUGGAUUGGCCUCACUCAAACGGCAACGCAGGGAACCUGGGUGUGGAUUAACAAUGUGGUCGAGACGUCCUCAAUAUACUGGAGGCUCGGACAGCCCAGUGAAAGUGGACCUCAGAGUGGGAGCUGUGCUGCUUUUCUUUACUAUUCUGACGCAAUGAGGACGUGGUACAAUUCAAACUGCAACGAGCAUCACCUGAACUGGAUCUGUGAGAUGAACACAACAAAUGUCCACUUGUAAGCACUGAGGUGUUAAAGCUAAAGUUAGCAUGAAAUCGCUCCAGACAUGUGCAAAUGUUGUGCAGAGAAUUGUGCUUUUUAUGUUUAUAAUUUAGAAAAGUAUAUAACACAUAGAACAACCAAUGAUAUGAAGCACAUUUUGUCUUAAUUGUUUUUGAAAUAAAACAUGUUCUGGGAAGUUCUUUCAUGAUGGAUCAUGCAUCACUAAAUUAAAUAAAAUCUUCCACACAGACCAUUGCUUGGUUGUCAAAUAAAUUCAAAAUGAUCUUGUUUUUCUUCUCUCAUUCCUCUCUUUCUUCCUCCUUUUUAUUUAUCUUUUUAUUUACUUUUCUUUUGUUUUUGGGGUUUGUUUUUUUU